GCUGAAACACACCAGUUAGCACUUAGGAACUUAGCAAACAGCACGUACUGUUUAGCUAAGUUAGGCUAACUAGCAUAUCAGCCUUAAAGCUAAUGAUAGCGCAGUUUGGUGCUAAUGAGGGAGGUUAACUCCUGCUGUACUGAGCAGCAGCCGCUGUGGAACUAGCUCCUAGCUAACGGCUAGCUAGCUAAUUAUAAAGUGCAACUAACGUUCGGAGCUGUAAACGUUACCUACACGCUGUCACAGUACCUGAAACACACUGUCUGCUUUGUUUCUGGAUCCAGACUUGACUUGGAGGUGUUGCAGCAGAUGGAGUUGGCUUCAGCAGAUGACAGUGUGGAACCAUUAAUGGAGUCUCUCUUAUCCGAGUCUCCCGAGUCUCAGUCGUCAGCGAACAACAUCUCAGAACAUGAAUUUUCUUGUCAUUGUUGCUAUGACAUCUUGGUGAACCCCACUACUCUGACCUGCGGUCAUAACUUUUGUCGGCACUGUCUCGCUCUGUGGUGGGAGUCCUCGCAGAAGAAUGAGUGCCCAGAGUGCCGGGAGAAAUGGGCAGGCUUUCCUAAAAUCAACAUACUGCUGAGGGAUGCAACUGAAAAACUUUUUGGUGACGUCUUACAGCGGAGGAGAGCAGAAAUCCAGGCCAACCCCAAAAUCUCCCGGAGCUUGUUUGCCUUCCAGAGAUAUGGCGACAACUUGGGUAGAGCCAGGCCAAACCAGCACAAAGGAGCAGGCUUCUUCUUCUCUGGAGUCCUAACAGCACUCUCAUGUGUGGCUGUGGUGGUGUUGGUGUAUCACUGGAGCAGCGGUCCGGUGGAACAGCACGAUGUGUUGAUUACCAAGGCCGUGUCUCACUGGACACCUGAGGAGGUUGUGUCCUGGCUCGAAAACCUGGGGCCCUGGGCCCAGCUGUACAGAGGACCCUUCCAGCAGGAGAACGUCAAUGGAAGACUCCUGUUGAUGCUGGGGGAAGAAGAAUUGUUGAAGUCUCCUUACAACAUUGAAAAUCCGGCUCACAGACGAGUUAUACUGACUGAACUGGAAAGAGUUAAAGCCCUGGGGGUCAAACCGCCACAGAACCUGUGGGAAUACAAGGCGGCUAAUGUGGGGAAGUCUCUGUUCUUGCUGUACGCUCUGAAGCGCUCCCCUCGUCUCACAAUCUUUUAUUUGUAUUUAUUUGACUACUCUGAGACCUUCCUGCCCUUCCUGCACACCUGUUGUCCGGCCGUCACGGAUGUCGAUCAGUCAGUGGAGAGCAGAUUCCUCAACAUGCAGGUGGAUCCCAGUUGGCAACAAUGGGCAGAGUUUCUUGUGAAAUACUGCCUGCUUCCAUACCAGCUGAUUGCAGAAUUUGCUUGGGAGUGGUUGGCCGUUCACUACUGGACAUCCCGCUUCAUUAUUGUCAACGCCGUGCUGCUGUCGGUCCUUGAAGGUUGUGCCCUGUGGAGGCUCUGGGCGCGAGCCAGGAUCAGGACUCUGCCACAUAUGAUGUGGAACCACUUGUGGAAAAUGCUAACUCAGGGAUUUGUAUUUGCCCUUCUGUGGCCUUUUGUCCCGCAAUUUGUGUGCAACUGCCUCUUCUACUGGGCGCUCUACUUCAGUCCCAUCAUUAAUAUCGACCUGGUGGUGCAGCAGUUAAUACAUCCCGAAACUGCACCAUUGUGACAAACUGCAUGAAGUCGGUGCCCAAUUAAUGUGGGACAGAAUAAAUAAAAUAAUCUGAAGUCCAGUUGAAGAGAAAUGUUUAUUUUUAGCAGUAAACUCAUUCAAGACUGGCUUUGUCUAAGGUUGGGGAAUUUUUCUCACUUCUUGACCUGCCUCUCUCUCUGCUGGAUGGUUGCCAUGUUGAACAAUAGAGACACCAAAUGACUGCAGGAGAAACAAGAACCAAUGAGAUGAGAAACGAGUCAUGGUGUUUGACUUGGAUUAAUCGCUGCAGUGAUCUUUUUGCAUCCACAGUGCAUUCACAAACCACGAUGCCUAAAUGGUCCAGGGACGGUAAUCCAAAUAAGAUGCUAAACACUGGCGGCGGUAAAGCUUGGGCUCAUGAGGAGUGGCCGAAGGCUUUGUAGCCCUGGGAUGGCUGUAGUCAAAUGGAACGUGAGGGCUUUAUUUUUUAUUUUAUUGAACAUCUGUUAUCAAAUGUCAUUCUGGCACAUAAUCCACAUUGAGAAAAAUGACCUUGGGCUGCUUCACAAGUACCCAUCUAAGAUCUGAAGCCGCAUAGUUGCAUAUAAAUCACUGCAUAAAUUCUGAUGCAUUUCUUGCAUUUUUCACUGUGAUUGUGAUCUCAGUGCUGCAGAGAGUCUGAAGGUCAUCCUGUGAUGUUUAGUAACGUGGCUGAAAAGUGUCACAUCGGGGUUUGUAGUUCAGCAGUCUGUUAGGACGCCUUUCCAAGUGCAAACUGACAGUUCAGUGAAGCUGUUCUCUCAAGUUUGUUCCAGCACUCGCCUUCACAACAUAUGUGAUGCUUAGAUUUGAAAUGUUAAUGUUUUUAAAAUUUAAGUAGCUAAUACAGAUUUUUACUUUUUUAUCAUUUUUAAGGAGAACCUGUUUUUAUUUGCUGACAGAUGUUGUGUUGCACUUAAAAAAUUUUUUUAAUUCAAGUUGUUCAGUGUGUUUCCAUUUCAUGGGUGGACGAAGCAAUCAAAGAUUAGGUUCUUUAACACUGUUCAUUUGCACUGAAAAAAAUCCUACACUGUGAUUAUCAUUUUUUUUUUCUAUGUUCUUGAAUGACACUGACAAAUAAAGAUU
Messenger RNA from Archocentrus centrarchus (flier cichlid), 2754 nucleotides. Its product is annotated as bifunctional apoptosis regulator. The record is from RefSeq and is a predicted model, not a curated record. The transcript is spliced from 9 exons. NCBI's taxonomy places the organism in Eukaryota, Metazoa, Chordata, Actinopteri, Cichliformes, Cichlidae. Gene Ontology annotation, cellular component: nucleus. The coding region runs from base 310 to 1665 and encodes 451 amino acids. Gene Ontology annotation, biological process: proteasome-mediated ubiquitin-dependent protein catabolic process. Gene Ontology annotation, molecular function: protein binding; metal ion binding; ubiquitin protein ligase activity.